This is a messenger RNA of Alosa alosa (allis shad), 1038 nucleotides long. RefSeq lists its product as uncharacterized. The record is from RefSeq and is a predicted model, not a curated record. The coding region runs from base 162 to 941 and encodes 259 amino acids. The transcript is spliced from 7 exons. Lineage: Eukaryota; Metazoa; Chordata; Actinopteri; Clupeiformes; Clupeidae.
ACUCACUCCGUUUACGGAUUAUGGAAGUGUUUGAAGUUUACACGGGCAAUCACUUGGUCAGUAGUCAAUGACUUAAUUCCACCGUCCUGAGAUUCAGCCUUUCAGGGGUUUUUUUUGGAACUCUUGAUCGCGUGGCGGCGACGCCGAAACUCUCUCUUUCUAUGCCUCUAAGAAGAUUCCGAAGGAUGGUUGGUCCAAUGGGUGGCACUGACGAGGUCAUAUAUCUCGUUGUAUUGUGCUUGGCAUGGUGUGUGACUGGGACACAGGCAGCAGCACAGAAGAAGGUUCAGUGUGUGUGCAGCCCACAGGACGGAUUUAACCGCUAUCGCAUCUCUCCACCGAUGGCGGAUGUAGUUGAUGAGGCAACGGAUUACUGCACCACUGCAUGGACCUGCAACACUACAGAGUGUGCCCACUAUGAUUACGAAGAACCAGAAAAGAAGGAUGCCAUGCGGUUUCUACCUCCUGUUGUGAAUGCGUCUUUUGCUGCUGUUGACGUGGAGAGCCAUGUGGACUCUGUUGUAGUGACUGUGGACUGCCCUCAGAAGGGUUUUGUUGCCAAGGAUCUUCCUUGUCCAUGUGAAAAGUCAUCUCCCUCUACCCCAUCAAUUCCCACCAAUCAGGAUCAUAAGGGAGACUCACAAGGGGCACCAGAGAGACCACUACAGAGUCCACCAGAUAAUGAAGAUGGUGACCCACUGAAGACCAUACUUCCCUGGGUCAUAUUUGUCGUUGUUACAUUGUUUGGCAGUGUGGCUGUUGUCCUCCUCAUAAAACGAUGCAAGAAAAUCCCAGAACCAAAUGGACAGCAACCGGAGCAGCAACUGCAGCAGCAGCAGGAAGCUUUCGUUUUAGUGCCAAUGAACAACCCAGAUGAGUCUGAAGUGAACAUACAACCCCCUGCUGAUAUAGACAUGCACAUAGACAUACAGCAGUCUUAACAACUUUUUUAAAGGAGCCCUAAAGAUUUGUUUUACCUUAAAGGUGCGAUUUGUAGGAUUGUUACCGAACGUUCUGUAGGCCAGAACGCUCUCAAGA